CGCAUGCUUAAUGUAAUACUGACUCUUUAGUAGAUAGGUCAGAAUUGAGUUACUUACAGAUGUAGGCUUCUGUUACCACUAUCUACCGUCUACCUUUUGAAUUAUGUUGAAAUUACGCAUUGUUGCCACCCCUGCAAUAUAUCCGUCUCUUUCACAUUUGUGGGAUCUCUCUUCGUAUUUUCGUCAAACAGAGACUCACGCCAGUUUGUGUCCAGCACUUGUAGAGAGAGGUUAUUAUAGUUUUAUUGAACGAAGACCCAAUCAUUAUUGAGUGUGUUUACGACUAAAUUUGAAGUUGAUAAUGUCGCUGAAUAGCUCGAAAAAGAUAAUAGAACUUAUUCGGACUCGAAAUCCGGCGCCACUAUUGGCAACACAAGAUAAAGGACACGAAUCAGUGCCAUCAACAGAAGUGACGAUGUUAACUGAUAUAACAAACAAUCCCGAAAAUCAGCAUUACUCAAACGUACAGGAAUAUUUUGAAGUUUUGGAAUCACCUUCAAUUAACAAUGAAAAUGACUUUCAUAACAUCACAGACAUCCACGAUUGCACUGAUGAAAAACAUUCCAAAUCUGAAAAUAGCGAUGUCGAUUUGAGCGAUCAAGAUUCGACAUACAUUCCAACUAAAAAGAAAAAGCAAAUACCAAUAUAUCCAAGUCGAUCAAGAUCAUCAGGGAGCUCCUCAUCUUCUACAUGUUCUUCAUCCUCAUCAUCUUCAGGAUCUUCGAGUGAUAGUUCCGAUACAGACUCCAGUAAUGAACAAAACAAAAUAAAAAAUAACAUUAUUCAGCAAUCAGCAAAACAAUCGGAGCAAAGAAACAUUAAUGAACCUACAAUAACCGAAGUUGCGAAAAAUCAGGAAAUCAGACAAUAUACUACAUUACUAGAAGAAAAUGAAGGCGAGAAGAAGGGAAGGAAACGUAAACGGAAAGAAGAAAGCUGGAAACAGAAUAAAGCUAAAAGUCUGAGAAAUGCAGGAAAAUCAUACAUCAAUAUGAAAAAUAAAACAAUUAAUCCUCGUUCUGUUCAACUACCCUGUGGUAUUCAAUGUAGACUCAAAUGCUGUAAAAAGAUAACUGCAGAUCAAAGACAAACAAUUUUUGAUAUGUAUUGGAAUCUCGGCCAGGUUGAUGCUCAAAGAUCAUUCAUUAUGUCUUGUAUGACUAAUAUAAACCCAAAAUAUAAAUAUACAAAUGCUAGUAAUCCAAGAAAUUGCAAUAAAGCUUUCCAUUUCGUAGUAGAAGGGCAGUCUGUUCGAGUCUGUAAAACGUUUUUUAUAAAAACCUUAGAUAUUUCUGAUCGUGUUAUACGAACUGUCAGAAGCAAAAUAGAUGAACAUGGAAUUCUAGCACAAGAUCUGAGAGGACAGCACAACAACCAUGCAAGAGUUGAUAAACAACUACUAAACGAUAUUAAUGAGUUUAUAGAUUCGAUACCAAGAAUUGAAUCCCAUUACAUUAGGCAAUAUUCUACUCGUGAGUAUAUUGAUGGCGGGAAAACAAUUUCAGAUCUUUUCAGAGACUUUAAAGUAGCUCAAAAUGAAAAUAACAAAGCAGCUGGUAGAUAUUGUACAUUUUAUAAAGUAUUUACACAAGAUUAUAAUAUAUCAUUUUUUCGUCCCAAAAAAGAUCAAUGCGAUUUAUGUUUGCAAUAUAAUAACACGACGCUUCAGCAAAAAGUAUUACUUAAUGAUUUGUACAAUGCCCAUUUAGAAGAAAAAACAUUGAGCCGCCAAGAAAAAUAUAAUGAUCGCUGCAAAAUAGAUGAUGGAAAUAAAGUUCUUGUGUUUGAUCUACAAGCUGUUUUGCAAUCUCCUAGAGGAAAUAAUUCAGCAUUUUAUUACAAAUCAAAAUUUGAAAAAACUUCAAGAAGAUUGGGGUGUUAACUUUAAUAAAAGUAAAAACGGGACUACUGUUUUAUGGAAUGACAUAAAGGUGAUAAUGGUGAAAAAAGAUACACCUUUUUCAUUUUUCAUUAAAACUUCGUACAAACAUAACGUAUACCAGGAAGUAAGCAUCAGAAAUACAAGGAAGAAAAUGCUUCCUCUGCUUCUAAUUAAACCAACUAAUGCCUACAUACAAAAGAAAGAGCUAAGUGAGAACAAAAAGAAAGAUCUGAGAGAGCUUUUAUCAAAAAAAAUUAUUCCAAAUUUUUAUUUAGAUUUUUAUAACUCUAUUCUUUAAUAGUGUACCCACCUUAUAAUUAAUAAAUUAACUUAAGAUUAAUAAAACAAUGAUUACAUACCAAAGUUAUUUAAAAAAAUCUAAAAAGUUUAAUUAUGUUUUCUUUAUAAGUUUUGAUUUUGUUUUAUAGUAAUUUAACUAAACUUGAUUAAUACAUUGAUUUAUUUUAUAGGUUUAAUAACCAAAGUGUGUAUAUUUUUUAAGUUUGUUAAAACUUUUAUGUUCUAAUAUAGAAAUUUUGUUUUAUAAUUUCAAUUCAAACAAGCAAUUCUAUUGCUUUUUUUUGCAUUAUUUUUAUGUUGAUUUAUAGAACCAAUAAAUAAAAUUGAGACGUCAAAUUUGUUAUUUGUAUGUGCUACUGAUAAAGAAUAUUGCAAUAAAAGUUUAUUAUUUAUA
Messenger RNA from Galleria mellonella (greater wax moth), 2576 nucleotides. RefSeq lists its product as uncharacterized. The transcript is spliced from 3 exons. NCBI's taxonomy places the organism in Eukaryota, Metazoa, Arthropoda, Insecta, Lepidoptera, Pyralidae. Bases 302 to 1882 code for a protein of 526 amino acids. The record is from RefSeq and is a predicted model, not a curated record.